Carassius carassius (crucian carp) is the source of this 1747-nucleotide messenger RNA. RefSeq names its product E3 ubiquitin/ISG15 ligase TRIM25-like. The transcript is spliced from 6 exons. NCBI's taxonomy places the organism in Eukaryota, Metazoa, Chordata, Actinopteri, Cypriniformes, Cyprinidae. The record is from RefSeq and is a predicted model, not a curated record. Bases 17 to 1747 code for a protein of 576 amino acids. Gene Ontology annotation, molecular function: zinc ion binding.
CUCUGCAUGUAGUGAAAUGGCUGAAGCCAGGUUUUCUCAUGACCAGUUCAGCUGUUCAGUGUGUCUGGAUCUACUGAAGGAUCCAGUGACUAUUCCCUGUGGACACAGUUACUGUAUGAGCUGCAUUACAGACUGCUGGGAUCAAGAGGAUCAGAAGAGAGUCUACAGCUGCCCUCAAUGCAGACAGACAUUCAGUCCAAGACCUGCUUUAAAGAAAAGCACCAUGCUGGCUGAAGUGGUGGAGCAACUGAAGAAGACUGAACUCCAAACUGCUGUUCCUGCUGGACCUGGAGAUGUGGAGUGUGACGUCUGUACUGGAAGAAAACACAAAGCCAUCAAAUCCUGUCUGGUGUGUCUGACCUCUUUCUGUCAAAAUCACCUUGAACAGCAUGAGAAUCUCUUCAAAGGAAAAAGACACGAUUUAAUGGAUGCCACUAAAUACCUUCAGAAGAUGAUCUGCAGUAAACAUAAAAAACUGCUGGACAUUUUCUGCUGCUCUGAGCAACGUUGUAUAUGUAUGCUCUGCAUGGUGGACAAACACAAAAAUCAUGAUACUGUAUCAACUGCAGCAGAGAGGAAAGAGAAACAGAAGCACUUGGGUGAUACACAGAGAAAAUACCAGCAGCAAAUUAAGAAGAGGAAUAAAAAACUUAGGGAGCUGAAAGAGGCUGUGGAGAUUCACAAGCAAUCUGCACAGAGAGCAGUGGAUGACAGUGAGAGGAUCUUUGAUAAGCUCAUCAGCUCCAUUGAGAAAAAACGCUCUGAGGUCACACAGAUGAUCAGAGAUCAAGAAAAGACUGUAGUGAGUCGAGCUGAAGCACUUAUGAAGCAACUGGAGAAGGAGAUUGACCAAAUGAGGUCCAUAGAUGACGAGCUGGAGCAGCUUUCACAAACACAUAAUGACAUCCAUUUCCUCCAGAGUUACCUGUCUCUCCCUGUUCCUCCUGGUUCUCCGGAUAUUCCCAAAAUCAAUGAGAGGUCUUUUGAUAAAGUAGGAAAAUCAGUGUCUCAGCUGAGACAGGAAUUGGAGGAUUUCUGCACAGAGGAGAUUGAAAAGCUAUCUGGUCGAGUGAGAUGCAUCCAGAUAAUUCCUCCCCCAGGACAUGUGAUCAAAAAAAAGCUUUUUUUAGUCACAAUAAAACAACAAAUACUCGAGGAAGAACAAACACAAGAUCCAGGGGGCGGAGUUGGAUCUACGUCCAGGGGGCGGAGUUGGAUCUGCGUCCAGGGGGCGGAGUUGGAUCCAGGUCCAGGGAGCGGAGUUGGAUCCAGCUCCAGGGGGCGGAGUUGGAUCCAGCUCCAGGGGGCGGAGUUGGAUCUACGUCCAGGGGGCGGAGUUGGAUCCAGGUCCAGGAGGCGGAGUUGGAUCUACGUCCAGGGGGCGGAGUUGGAUCCAGGUCCAGGGGGCGGAGUUGGAUCCAGGUCCAUGGGGCGGAGUUGGAUCCAGGUCCAGGGAGCGGAGUUGGAUCUGCGUCCAGGGAGCGGAGUUGGAUCUACGUCCAGGGGGCGGAGUUGGUUGCAGGACCAGGGGGCAGAGUUGGAUCUACGUCCAGGGGGCGGAGUUGGAUCUGCGUCCAGGGGGCGGAGUUGGAUCCAGGUCCAGGGAGCGGAGUUGGAUCUGCGUCCAGGGAGCGGAGUUGGAUCCAGCUCCAGGGGGCGGAGUUGGAUCUGCGUCCAGGGGGCGGAGUUGGACCUGCGUCCAGGGAGCGGAGUUGGAUCCAGCUCCAGGGGGCGGAGUUGGAUCUAA